UUGUGGUGAAAUGUGUCUCUCCAGAUGUUUUACAUAUGGCUUUAGCUAAACUUGAGAUUGUAACAAUGAGGCAGUACAUUUAAAAGUUACUACAAAGUAAUAGAAUUAUUAUAGAGUAAUAAAUACAGUAAAGUACCUUUUAACUUUUAGCUUAGUUUACCCCUAUUAAUAAUUUAGGUACUGUAUGGUGAAUUCAUCGGCUAGCUUUCGCCUAUUGUAAAUAAAAGGCUUUUGCAAAAACUGAUUUCAAGGGCCAAGUGUGUGUCGUUUUCUAUCCCAGCCAAACACAAGUUUUGGCCCAAGAACCGAUAUAUCUGCUCUUUGGAAACUACAGUCUGAGGCAAAGAGAAUAGGACGCUACAAAAUGCUUUUAUUGUGAAGGUUGCAUGGCUUUGUCCUCCUUUCUGUUGUCGCUCGUGCUGUGUAACUUUACAGAACAAGUAGCGGCUCUCGAUGGGAGGCUUGUGCUCAGGGGAACCAGCCAGAGUGGACGCUGUUAGCCUAGCCAACAUAGCCUGCUAGCGAGUCAUCUGCUGUUGUGGGUUUGCCAGUAUGCUAAUAGGGGCAGCUUAACCGCAACACACUGCAGCAAGUCUCCUGUCUGACUCCGUAGAGGUCCAGCCGAGCUGAACCCCGCUGAGCCAUGCGACAGUGGUGUGUCCCCGCUGCGACCCCUCGCACUGAACCGCUCCCGGGGCGCCUGUCUGUGUCACCCCCUCCGCCAGAUGCCAGGAUGGAGUGCUGUGAGGUGGAGCCACGCUACACCAUCGAACAGAUCGACCUCCUGCAGCGCCUGCGUCUGUCCGGCAUGACCAAACCUCAGAUCAUCCACGCUCUGGAGUCCCUGGAGAGGCUCGACCCAGACCACCGCCCCUCACACUGUGACUCUCAACCCGCCCCAUCCAACAACACCCCCACCACGGCCGCUCCAGCCCCAUCCUCAUCUUCAUCCUCCUCCUCCUCGCUCUCCCUCGCCUCUGCUACCACGCAGACCUCCGGCCUAGACGGCGCCGCUCUUUCCCCCAGCAAUAGCUACGAGGCCUCGCCUCCGCCCCUCUACCCUCCCAGCGUGGCGGUUCAGCGGUCAUUCAGCUACGACAUGAUGGGGGAGGAGGAGUGGGACCUGGAGGAGAAGGUGGAGGAGUACAUGAGGAGAGACAGCAACCUGGUGAAAGAAGAGAUCAAAACUUUCCUCAACAACCGAAGGAUCUCUCAGGCAAUCGUAGGCCAAGUUACAGGCAUCAGCCAGAGUUACAUCUCCCAGUGGCUGCUGCAGCAAGGUCUGGAAAUGAGCGACUCCAAACGCAGAGCUUUCUACCGCUGGUACCUGCUGGAGAGGAAUAACCCAGGGCUGAGGUGGAGUGAAAGCCAGCACAGCGUGAGUCCCAUGCCCAGGGCCAGGGGAGGGGACAGAGACGUGACGGUAGCAGGGGCAAGUGGCAGCCUCCCCAACAUCCUCCCCAACCCCAACACCAACCUCAACCCCAACCCAGUGUGGAGCAGGCAGAGAGAGCUGCUGAUGCACUUGCUGCCGUGGUACACUGCUGCUGCCGCGGCCGCCCAGGCCCAGCCAGGGGCCACCUUAUCAAUGCGGUCUUUGGUGAAGGAGGAACCUGAUUGGAGGACAGGGAUCAUGGCUGGCGACAGAGCAGCGAUGGUGGGCGGGCCUCUGAGGCUGCGUAGAGGAAGCAGGUUCACCUGGAGGAAGGAGUGCCAAUCAAUCAUGGAGAGUUUCUUCAUGGAGAACCAGUACCCAGAUGAAGCGAAGCGAGAGGAGAUUGCCAACGCCUGUAACUCAGUCAUUCAGAAACCAGGUUGUAAGCUAUCCGAGUUUGAGCGUGUGACGGCAUUGAAGGUGUACAACUGGUUUGCCAACCGUCGGAAGGAGAUGAAGAGAAGAGCGAAUAUCGAAGCUGCCAUUCUGGAAAGCCAUGGAAUUGAGGUGCCAAGUCCAAGCUGCCACUCUAAUGGUGAGGAAGGAGAGAUGCAAGAGUUUGCAGAUCAGGUGAAUCAUCGAUUCUCAGAGCAAGAAGAGCCAUCUUCCCUCAGGAUUGUUGACCAACAAGACCCCUCCUCAUUGGCUACUACAGAGGUCGCAGCCCUGCCGAGCCCCACCCCUCAGGUCCUGGAUCAGAAAGAGGAGGAUUCAAAAAGGGAGACUGUGGAUGAAGAGUGACCAAAGCUGGUGGAGUUUGGAUCAUCGUGUUUUGAAUUUUAAUCAGAUGAAAUAGGAAAAGAAUAAGUGUCUCCUUCUCCACCCACGUAGGGCCUUUGGGGCCUAUGGCACCCAAAACUCAAAGGGAGAAGGGUGCCGAAGCUCGCUGAGGUGCCUCUGAUGGUAAGGAGGCCACUGUAUUUAUCAACAGUAAUCCUGCUUAUAUUAAUGGCAAUAUACAGUAUAUAUAUAUAUAUAUAUCAAUAUAUAGUGCAUUCCAAGAUGGUAUUAAAAAGCCUAAAUUCCUUAGAGGGAGAAUUAUGUAAAGGAUACCUCGCCCAUUUUAAGCUACGCCUUUUCUCUUUUCUUUGCUACACGCCUUCUUUUAGCCUUUCAGAGUGGUUGUUUGAUGGACAUGAACGUGCUGAGCCUGCAGGUCAGGUGUGUUUGGGUGUGGGGAUAAAGUACGCUAUCAUGGAUCUAGUUUAUGGUGACACGAAAGCCCUCUGCUUGCUCGAAUGUCUUUGACUCCAUCUGGUUUGUAAGACUCUAACCUCAAUCAGUCGAUCAGUCGACGUGUGCUGACGCUAUCAAAUCCAUAAAGCCCUGAGGGACAACUGCAAUCUCAGGUAAUCCCAAAAAAAAACAGGUGGAUAAAGACAGUGAAGAGUUGUCUUUAACAUAUGCUUUGUUUUCUUCAUCUUAACUGUGUUUAACCAAAACAGGAUGUGUUAUUUAUACCUUUUUAUAUUAGCAAAAGAAGCCCAGGACAAUAUAUCAUAGUAUCAUCUGUCUUCUUUGUUAUACUGAAUGCUGCUGUUUGGUCAUUUUUGUAGUCCUCAUUUCAGAGUCUGUCUCAAUCCUCAACUCAGCCAGUGAAGCAAGACGACACAUGGAGUUUUUUUUUUCUGUUUUUUUGUUUGUUUUUUAACGUUUGAGAGAACGCUAAAACCAAUGUGAUCAAAAAUCAUAAUGCGUCGUUCUACAUGCUACAAGCACCUUCUCUCCUACUGGAAUAAGCUAAAGCUUAAGCUCAUGUAAAUUUGUAUGACUGCAAAGCUGCACUUCAAAGUGGAUCUCACUAUAAUUGAAAGAUGGGAGUUAACACACUGUACCUGCAUUAGACAUGUACAUAACCCAGAGAAUAUACACACGUCUGUGGGUGCUUUCCUUCCAAUUACAUUAGCACUUAUAUAGAAACUGUUAUUUGUCAAACUUGAAAUAUGAAUAGUCGACUUAAACUCCGCAUUACGUAGUCCCCUAUAAUUACUGGCCCAAGGCCUUGGGAGUUACUCCCUACGUGUUCAUGAAAUGGACAAAGACGCUUGUUCUCAAACGGCCCCCAACAGGGCGCUACCAUGUUACCUCCUAAUGCCAAAGCUAUGCCAAGGUAGAGAUGAGCUGCUACAGAGUAAACUGUGCUUACAGGAACAGGAUAUGACACAGUGAAGACACUAGAUAUACAGUACAUAGAUGUUUAUUUGCUCAGUACAACACUAGCCAACUCUAGCUUACCUCAGAAUAACUCUGUGUCAUGAAUGUGUUACAGGCUGACUGUCACGAAAGUGCCAGCAGCCGUUGUUGUGACUGUUUAUGAUACGGACAGUGUUAUGUAGCAUUUAUGACGGUGGGGGUUUGCCCUGUAUUGUUAACGUAUACUCACCUCAGUUCUCUCGUCCGGCUUUGGACAGGAACCCCAAAGCUGCACGCUGUUUCUGAUUAUUAUGCUCCUCUCUAUCUGCUUUUAUCUGAUGACGAGAAAACAAUAACAAUAAAAUUGUAAACAAUGGCUGUGAUCU
Morone saxatilis (striped sea-bass) is the source of this 3954-nucleotide messenger RNA. RefSeq lists its product as uncharacterized. The record is from RefSeq and is a predicted model, not a curated record. Lineage: Eukaryota; Metazoa; Chordata; Actinopteri; Moronidae. Gene Ontology annotation, molecular function: double-stranded telomeric DNA binding. The transcript has 10 exons. The coding region runs from base 644 to 2176 and encodes 510 amino acids. Gene Ontology annotation, cellular component: nucleus. Gene Ontology annotation, biological process: positive regulation of DNA-templated transcription.